UAGGGAGUCGAGAAGGAAAAUUAUGAAAUAGCGGUAUUAUGAGUUUUUGUAUGUCCGACUGGUGACCAAGUGAGUCGAUGUUGGUGAGGGUGUGGGCCAUGUCUGAGCUGUGAGUGGAGUAGGAGAGGAAGAGGAGGUGAGGACUGAAUAGCGGAGUGCGACGCCCCCUGUAGGGCAGUGAUGGGGAAUACAGCCACUAAGUUCCGGAAGGCUUUAGUCAGCGGGGACGAGGCAUUGGCAUGGCAACUGUACGAGGGCAACAGCCAGUUCAGGGAGGGGCUGGACCCCAACGCGUCCUACGGAGAAACCUACCAACACAACACACCCCUCCACUACACCUGCAGGCACGCCAUGACACGCCUGCUCAGGUCGUUCCUUUUCAGUAAAGAAGGGAACCCUAACAAGCGUAACGUGCAGAAUGAGACGUGUCUGCAUGCGUUGUGUCAGGGAGCGCACAUCCUGCUGCUGCCAGAGGGGGCACUGUCUCACAGACUGGCCAGACCACAGAGAGACGAACAACGCAGGGCAGACUGCUUACAGAUGAUCCUGAGCUGGACCGGGGCUAGGCUGGACAGAGGACAGUAUGAGAGGGUUAACAUUAACGCUACAGACAACAGGAACAGCACCUGUCUACACUACGCUGCUGCUGCUGGCAUGAAGAGCUGUGUAGAGCUCCUGGUCCAGGCCGGGUCAGACCUGUUUGUGGAGGACGAGGAGAAGUUAACCCCGUGUGACCACGCAGAGAGACAGCAGCAAACACAUCUGGCCCUGCGCCUCGAAGCCAUGAUGGUGUUCUCACAACACACACACACCGAGACACAGACACCCAGCAGCACGCUGCACCGCAAAGAGCCCUAUGAGGGUUUGAAGCUGCAGGACUUGAGGAGACUGAAGGACAUGUUGAUAGUGGAGACAGCUGACAUGCUACAGGCUCCUCUCUUCACCGCCGAGGCCCUGCUCAGAGCACAUGACUGGGACAGGGAGAAGCUGUUGGAAGCCUGGAUGAGUGAUUCUGAAGGGUGCUGCCAGCGGUCUGGGGUCUUGCUGCCCACCCCCCCGCCCAGCGGAUGCAACGCCUGGGACACCCUGCCUUCCCCCCGCACCCCUCGCUCCCCCCUCACCCUCACCCUCACCCUCACCUCUCCUACUGACAGCUGCCUCACCCCAGGGGAGGAGGGAGGGGCAACGUGUGGGAUCUGCCUGUGUUCCAUCUCAGUGUUUGAAGACCCAAUAGACAUGUCCUGUGGCCAUGAGUUCUGCCGAGCCUGCUGGGAAGGGUUUCUGAAUGUGAAGAUCCAGGAGGGUGAGGCUCAUAACAUCUUCUGUCCUGCCUGUGACUGUUACCAGCUGGUGCCUGUUCAGGUUAUAGAGAGUGUUGUCUCCAGAGAGAUGGACAAACGAUACCUGCAGUUCGACAUUAAGGCGUUCGUGGAGAACAACCCGUCUAUCCGGUGGUGUCCGGCGGUGCGGUGUGAGAGAGCGGUCAGACUGACCAGACCUGGUCCAGGGGUUAACCACCUGGGGUUCCCCCUGCUGCCCUGCCCUGCUGUCGACUGUGGCAAAGGACACCUCUUCUGCUGGGAGUGUCUAGGUGAGGCCCAUGAGCCAUGUGACUGUCAGACAUGGAGGAUGUGGCUGCAGAAAGUCUCGGAGAUGAAGCCAGAAGAGUUGGCAGGUGUAUCGGAGUCGUAUGAGGAUGCAGCUAACUGUCUGUGGUUGUUGACCAACUCUAAACCCUGUGCCAACUGCAAGUCUCCCAUACAGAAGAAUGAGGGCUGCAACCACAUGCAGUGUGCCAAGUGUAAAUAUGACUUCUGCUGGAUCUGUCUGGAAGAGUGGAAGAAACACAGCUCUUCAACCGGAGGAUACUACCGCUGUACACGCUAUGAAGUUAUCACACAGCUAGAGGAGCAGUCCAAAGAGAUGACUGGAGAGGCAGAAAAGAAGCACAAGAGUUUUCAGGGGUUGGACCGCUUCAUGCACUACUACACCCGCUAUAAGAACCAUGAACACAGCUAUAAGUUAGAACAGAGACUAUUGAAAACAGCCAAAGAGAAGAUGGAACAGCUGAGUAGAGCCUUCAUUGGAUAUGAGGGCUCCCCCCCAGACACCAGAUUUAUAGAGGACGGUGUGUGUGAGUUGUUGAAGACGCGUCGUGUGUUGAAGUGUUCCUACCCCUACGGAUUCUUCCUCCAGCCUCACAGCACACAGAAGGAGAUAUUUGAACUCAUGCAGACUGAUCUGGAGAUGGCGGUGGAGGACUUGGCUCAGAAGGUGAACCGUCCCUACCUGCGUACGCCGUGUCAUAAGAUAGUCAGCGCUGCCUGUCUGGUACAGCAGAAGAGAGAGGAGUUCCUGGCCUCGGUGGCUAGAGGGGUGGCCCCUAACGACUCACCUGAAGUACCUAGGAGGAGUUUCCCUGCUGGAUCAUGGGACUGGGAGUACCUGGGAUUCACCUCUCCUGAGGAGUAUGCAGAUUUCCAGUACCGCCGGAGACACCGGCCGCGUCGUAGAGGAGACAUGCCGAGUUUACACAGUCUGAGGAGCAACAGCAGCACUCCUGAACCCAACCAGAACACUGAGAAUACAGAGGUCCUCCAGGAGAGAGUUGAGGGGCGGAGACAACCUCUGAGGUCACUGGAUGAAGAUGACCCCAACAUUCUACUGGCCAUCCAACUGUCACUACAGGACUCACGGAGGGAGAGAGAAAUGGAGGGAGGGAUGGAGAGAGGGAUGGGAGGAGGACUGGAGAGAGGCUCUUGUGUGACUGAGGGCCCAGGGCUUGGGUCUGGACAGGGUCUGGAUAUAGGGCCAGUAAUGGGUCCAGGGGUGGGGGGCCUCAGUGAGACUCAGGACCCUUCCAGGGUGGGUGGUUCUCUGGGGGCCAGUGGCUCCUCUAACCUCCCUAGACCAGACCCUAACCUGUCGCUAAAUGCUGAGCUGUUAGAGCUAGGAGAAAGUCUGAUGAGACUGGGACAAAUAACUACUCCAUAUACCCUAGACAACACUAAUAUCCCUACUCCAUAUAGCUUAGACCACACCUACGACCAAUACAACCCUUCCCCCAGAUACAGUCAGAGUCAGGACCAUGGCUACACACCUUAUACAACUGACCACAACUAUGCUGUACUGGAACCUGACCACACCACACCUUAUACACACGGCUACGGUCACACCUGUGACCUUAACCAGGACCACACUACUAUCAACAUUCCCUUCACUCCAGAACACAACCAUAAUUGUGGUCAAAACUGUGGCCAUCCUACUAUCAAUGCCUCCUACAGUUCUGUUCACUGCCAACCCAGCCCCUACAGUAAAACAUCUCCUCCUCACCCAGACCUUACAGCAUCUUCUAGCCCUAAACACACAAGCCUUUACCCCUCAGACCCAGAGCCAUAUGCUAUGUUUAGCCUUCCCCAUAACCCUGAACCAGACCAAACCAUCUCUUGCACCCAGAACACACAUCCUGAUCACAACCACCAACAUUGCUGCCACUCCAGCCACUACACCCCUAACCCAGACCCUUACACCCCUAACCCAGACCCUUACACCCCUAACCCAGACCAUUACACCCCUAAC
Molecule: messenger RNA, 3579 nt
Organism: Coregonus clupeaformis (lake whitefish)
Lineage: Eukaryota; Metazoa; Chordata; Actinopteri; Salmoniformes; Salmonidae
Product: ankyrin repeat and IBR domain-containing protein 1
Exons: 21
Biological process (GO): protein polyubiquitination; positive regulation of proteasomal ubiquitin-dependent protein catabolic process; ubiquitin-dependent protein catabolic process
Cellular component (GO): cytoplasm; ubiquitin ligase complex
Molecular function (GO): zinc ion binding; ubiquitin protein ligase activity; ubiquitin conjugating enzyme binding
Source: RefSeq, a predicted model, not a curated record